Messenger RNA from Schistosoma margrebowiei, 2579 nucleotides. Lineage: Eukaryota; Metazoa; Platyhelminthes; Trematoda; Strigeidida; Schistosomatidae. The record is from the annotation of a GenBank genome assembly.
AAUGGCUCGAAGACAUUCAAAUGCUGCGUUACUCGUUGAAGCACACGACCUUAGUUAAUAACGUUAGGCUUGUAGACAGUCAUAAAACUUCCGGGAAAGAAAUCGCGCAAAAGUUAUGAGUGUUGUUUCACCUAGUGAUUUGAUCAGAGAAUCUGCCCAUGUUAAGUCAGCAGAAGAACACAAAUUAUUAUCUGACAAAGCAUUAUGCAAUCCUAAGGAAUUUUGGUUGGGAUAUGCAAUGAAGUUUCACUGGCAUUCACCCCCUUCAUUCGGAAAAUGUCUUAGUUACAAUUUCGAUUGCCGUAAAGGACCUAUUUUUGUUAAAUGGUUUGAAGAUGGAUGCACAAAUAUUUGCUACAAUAUCUUGGAUCGCAAUGUUGACCGUGGUUUCGACGAUAAAGUGGCAAUUUUAUGGGAAGGCAACGAUCCAAAUGAUACAAAUCGUUUGACGUACUCUGAAAUGUUGGCCAAGGUCAAAAGGAUUGGUAAAAUGCUCGCGAAUCUCGGUAUUAGGAAGGGAGAUUGUGUUGCCAUUUAUAUGCCUAUGAUUCCAGAGCUCCUGAUGACUAUGUUAGCAUGUGCCCGUAUUGGUGCUGUACAUACUGUUGUAUUUGGUGGGUUUUCUGCCUGUGCUCUUGCCGAUCGAAUUAUCGAUGCCAAAUGUAGCAUUCUUAUCACUGCUGAUGGAACUUGGAGAGGGUCGAAACUUAUUCAACUUAAAUCAAUUGCGUCUACUGCAAUGGAUAUGUGUGAAGAUAAAGGAUAUUUUGUCCAACGAUGUGUUGUAUUUCAACAUGUUACUGCUUUUCCCUCUAAAUCCACUAAUGGAAUAAGUAAUAAUGUUGAAAGUAAAGAUGGUGUUCGACCCGCUUCAAUGCUUGAUGUUCCAUUGAAGGAUGGUCGUGAUUAUUGGUGGCAUGAUAUAAUCAGUACUAUUCCUGAAAAUACUGAUUGUCCUGUAGAAUGGGUGAAUUCAGAAGAUCCGUUAUUUAUACUUUAUACAAGUGGGAGUACAGGCCGACCGAAAGGUGUUGUACACACCACAGGUGGCUACAUGGUUUAUACAGCUACAACAUUCUUCUACACGUUCGAUUACCAUGAAGAUGAUAUAUAUUGGUGUACUGCUGAUGCCGGUUGGAUAACAGGUCAUUCAUACGUUGUAUAUGGACCAUUAUUAAACGGUGCUACAACUGUAAUAUUUGAAGGUAUUCCAACUUGGCCUGAUCCGGGUCGAUAUUGGUCUAUCGUAGAUCGAUAUAAAGUGACAAAAUUCUAUACAGCUCCUACAGCAAUUCGUACAUUAAUAAAAGCUGGUGAUCAAUACGUCCAAUGUUAUGAUCGUACAUCAUUAAAGGUCCUUGGAAGUGUUGGUGAGCCAAUCAAUGUAUCUGCUUGGGAAUGGUAUUAUAAUGUUGUGGGUAAUGGUAAAUGUUCAAUUGUAGAUACAUUUUGGCAAACAGAAACUGGUGGACAUAUGCUUACUUCAUUACCUGGAGCAAAUAUAAUGAAACCUGGUUGUGCUACUAAACCAUUCUUUGGCAUUGAUGCUCGAAUAUUAUCUGAGAGUGGUGAAGAUUUAACAGAAAAGUCAAAAACACUAGGUAUCAAUGUAGAAGGUUAUUUGGUCUUUGCUAAACCAUGGCCUGGUAUGAUGAGAACAAUCAAUAAUAAUUAUGAAUUAUUUGAAUCAGUUUAUUUUAAACGUUUUCCUGGUUAUUAUGUUGCUGGUGACGGUUCUGUGUUAGAUAAAGAUGGAGAUUUCUGGAUAACAGGUCGUUUAGAUGAUAUGCUAAAUGUUAGCGGUCAUCUUAUUAGUACAGCAGAAGUAGAAAAUGCUCUUCUAUUAGAUCCAAAUGUUAGUGAAGCUGCUGUUGUUGGUCGUAAACAUCCAGUUAAGGGUGAAUGUUUAUAUUGUUUUGUUACAUUGAAAGAUUCUAUACUAAAUGAUCAUAUGAAUGGUUUCAUGAAUGCUGAUAUAAUUACACAAGAAAUGAAAUCAGAAUUAUGUCAAAUGAUUCGGACAAAAAUUGGACCAUUUGCUACUCCAGAUUACAUCCAGAGUGCACCUAUAUUGCCAAAAACACGUAGUGGUAAAAUUAUACGACGUAUAUUACGUAAAAUAGCUAAUGAAGAUUAUGAUUUUGGUGAUACAUCAACUUUAUUAGAUUAUUCUUGUUUAGAGACUUUAAUUAAAUUAUCAAAAUUUGUUAUAAAUACAUAAUUGAAUAUGUUUUCUUAAGUUUUAUUGUUGAUCUUCUUUUUAUCUCUUUUAUUUUCUUCAAAACUGUGUGACAAUCACAUAGAUGAAAAUUAGUAAUGAUACAUUCAAUAUACCUUUAUAUUAUGAUCACAUUUACAUUGAAGUGUUUAUUCGCUCAUUGUUAUUAUUUUUCUAGUUAAAUAACAAUUUUUUUUUUAAAAAUUCAUUCUUUCUUUUGUCAUAUCAUGAAUUAAAUGUUUUGUCUUCAAUGUGUUUAUUUACUUAUCUGUUUAUCUUUUCUUAUGGUUCACUGUUGUCAGUUGUAUUAUUAUUAUUAUUAUUAUUAUUAUUAUUAUUAUUAUUAUUAUUAUUAUUAUUA